UUUUCGUCAUUAUCCCACCACCUCCGCUGCCACCACCAGUACCUGCGUUAAUGUAGCGCAAUUGCUUAUGCUCAGCGGGCUGAUCUCAACGCAAGAAACUACGCCAUGCCAACUGAGAAUGUACAAAAAAGGUUUUGUUUGCAUUUGCAAUGCCACAUAUUGUGACUACUUGGACGAUCCAACACCAAAUAAUGAGAGCGAAUUCGUUGUAGUAUCCACGUCGAAGGCUGGCCUACGCUUUGAAACUACGAGUGGUCUGAUUAAUGCUUCCGAAAGUUUACGCAUUGCAGAUUAUGACGAGCGCAAUGAUACCGCUAAACACGCGUUCUGGGACACAGUGGCAUUUGAAAAAGCAGCAACCAGAAGCGUAAAAAUAAAAGUUGACCGUGAGAAACGUUUUCAAAAUAUCACCGGCUUUGGCGGCUCAUUUACGGGUUCUGUAAGCUAUCUUCUGGAGAACUUACCACAAGAACUGCAAGAUCACUUAUACAAGUCCUUCUAUUCGCAAAGCGGCAUUGGUUUCAAUUUGAUGCGCACACCAAUCGGUGGUUGUGAUUUUGACUUAGAGCCCUGGGCGUAUAAUGAGCAGCCUGAAAACGAGACCACGCUUAGCAAUUUUACCAAAUUAGAUCCACGCGAAGAGAAACGGAUUGAGCAAAUUAAACACUUGAAGCUGGUUUCGAAUGUGGAAAAUUUGCGAAUUAAGGCUGCCGCUUGGAGUCCACCACGUUGGAUGAAAACCAACAACGCAUGGACCGGAUCGAGUCGCUUGAAAAAGGAGUACUAUCAGACAUGGGCCGAUUAUCAUUUGCGUUGGCUAGAAUUAUGGGAAGAGAAUGGCUUACCACUUUGGGCUAUAUCUACCGGCAAUGAACCAACGAAUGGCGUCUAUCUAAUGUACUUCCUUAGAUUUAUGAGUUUAGGUUGGACACCCAGGAAGCAGGCAAUUUGGUUGUCUGAGAACUUUGGUCCAACAAUUCGCUCUAAAUACAAGGAUUUGCUUAUAUUUGGCGUUGAUGAUCAGCGUCAUACCUUAGCGUUUUGGAUGAAAUUUAUGAAUGCAUCGCGCGCCGAUUCACUUCAUUACCUUGGAGGAUUGACAGUACAUUGGUAUUGGGAUGAGAUUUUCAAGCCUGUACUUAUUGAUAUCGUGCAUAAAGCAAUGCCUGAUAAAAUAAUGCUUAUUUCGGAAUCGUGCAUUGGCGAUAAGCCUUGGCAAAAGUCCGCACCUAUUUUAGGAUCCUGGAAGCGUGCUGAGAAAUAUGCACGUUCUUUCCUACAAAAUCUACAACAAGAAUUCAAUGGAUGGCUUGAUUGGAAUAUAGUUUUGGAUGAAAAGGGUGGACCGAAUUAUGUGGAAAACUUUGUCGAUGCGCCAGUCAUUGCCAAUAUGACAAAUCGCGUCGAGGUUUACAAGCAACCGAUAUUCUAUACAAUGGGUCAUUUUUCGAAAUUUUCUCCGGAAGGUUCUAUUCGCAUUGCUGCUGAGCGCACGAAUAUCAAUGUGGACACGAUUGCCUUCUUGCGGCCAGAUGGCGGCAUAGCUGUUGUUGUUUUCAAUAGUGGUUAUGCAAGCGUUGAUGUAGGCAUCACAGAUACAGUACGGGGCUCCAUCAAGUUCCAGAUACCUGCAAAAUCUAUACAUACGAUUCUUUAUAAAUGAAAUCCAAGGAAUUAACGGCUUAGAAAAGUAUCGUUAUUGAAUUGUAACUUAUGCAGAACUGCACUAUUUUGGGCAAUUUUUUAAGUCCAAAUAUUCCAUUGAAAGCUUGUCAUUUAACGCCUAGUGGAAAUGGAAAUCUGGCCAUAUUUGUAUGUAGUUGACCAGAAACGAGUAUUAAAAAAACAUAGGUGCUACCGGUAUGUAUGUAUGUAUAAGUAGCAAGGUGUCAUUUGUUGCUUUUAAAUUGUUGUAUACACUCAAUACUGAGUUCAUUUCAAAGAGCGAUUCUUCUGCUAUAAUACGGGUAUUUUUAUUUAUUUGAUAUAACGUUCUUAUACGAGAUAUAAAGAUUUAUAUGGAAGGGCCUCGAGAAAGUUUCCUAAAUU
Messenger RNA from Rhagoletis pomonella (apple maggot), 2049 nucleotides. Its product is annotated as lysosomal acid glucosylceramidase-like. Gene Ontology annotation, biological process: glucosylceramide catabolic process. Gene Ontology annotation, molecular function: glucosylceramidase activity. The record is from RefSeq and is a predicted model, not a curated record. The transcript has 9 exons. NCBI's taxonomy places the organism in Eukaryota, Metazoa, Arthropoda, Insecta, Diptera, Tephritidae. The coding region runs from base 68 to 1663 and encodes 531 amino acids.